This is a messenger RNA of Herpailurus yagouaroundi (jaguarundi), 3775 nucleotides long. RefSeq names its product leucine, glutamate and lysine rich 1 (gene LEKR1). The record is from RefSeq and is a predicted model, not a curated record. The coding region runs from base 222 to 2501 and encodes 759 amino acids. The transcript has 15 exons. NCBI's taxonomy places the organism in Eukaryota, Metazoa, Chordata, Mammalia, Carnivora, Felidae.
CUGACGUCGGGCAGACGUGUAGCACGGUCUCCCGGGAGACCGGGAAAGCCGUUCGCACUCGGAGUCGAGGUCUAGAGAGAUUUUCUGGGUUGGCAGUAUUUUCUUGAAUCAGAACCUGCCAAAUUUUCCUACUUGCUAUAUAAGGACCCAAAGUUGGAAUACCUUUACAGAUAAAGAAGAUUAUUUUACUUCAGAACUCCCUCUGCAUAUUUUGAGAAAUUAUGGAUCGUCACAUCCCCAUGCACGCGUUACCCGAAGAAAUCCAAAAGAUGUCCCCUGAAGAAAAAGUUUGUAGGUACUGUGGAGUCAGCUAUCUAAUUCUUCACGAGUUUAAAGCUAUGGAAGAAAAAAUGAAAGCGAUGGAAAAAGAGAUGAAAUUUUAUCAAGGAAGUGUAGAUCGUGAACAGAGACUUCAAGAAAAGCUACGGUCUCUUAGUCAAGAUUUUGAACAGUACAAAAUUAACAAUGAAUCCAAAACAGAAAGAAUUUGGGAUGUAAGUAUGCAGUUAAAAAGUCAACAAAAUGAAUUGAAGAGAGUACAGAAAGAAUUGAGUCAUUUGCAACAUGAAUUAAAUAUUAAACAGAGACAAUCACAAGCAUUCAGUCAAAGGUUGGUGGAGUACAAGUAUUUGUGGAAUAAGACUCUUUCAUUACUUACUUUUACUAAAAGGGAGCUAACCAGUAUUAAAAAUGAAGUAUAUGACAAUUUUCAAAACUGGACUUCACUGAAAGGAGAAGUUUUUCUACAAAUUAAAUCCAUAAGUGAAACAGCCUUGACAGAAAUAGAGAUACUAAAGAAAAGUUUGACAGUGUCCCAGAGAAAUAAGAUGUGCCUUGAAGAGGAAAUGAAAAAUCUGAAAUUGUUGUCAGAUGCAGCCAUACUGAGGUCUCAGCAGAUUCAGACAUCCCAACAACAGGAAGCAAACUUGCAAACCAGAUGCCAUGACUUGGAAAAAGAAGUACUAGGUUUACAAUGUCAAGUAGAGGCACUUGGUCUAAAACAUCAGAAGGCAGUGACAGAGAUUGACAACUAUAAAGAAAAGCUCAUGAAUAAAUCUAAUGAAGCUGAUGACUGUCAAAGAGAACUUAGAAAACUGAAGUUUGAAUCCAUUAUUUCUGAGUCACGGCAUACCAGAUUGCUUAAAGAGAAAGAGGAUUCUUUAAUGGCUUGUCAACAAAUAUAUAAAACUUUACAGGAAGAACUGACUGCGAAAGAAAGACAAGAAGAAGACAUAAAAAGAAGAAUUAACUUUGCAGAAAAUGAACUACAGAUAACCAAAACUCUUCUGCAUAAGACAAAGGAAGAGGUUGUAACGCUGAAAAGUGAAAGGGAAUUAAUGCUGAUUUCACAUCAGAAAAGCAUCGAGCAGCUGCAGGAAACCCUUAGACAGAAGCUGCUGAAUGAUGACAACUGGAGAGAGAAGAUUGAAGCUGAGCUUGCCAAGGAAAGAGCCCAGCAUUUAGUUGAGUUUGAGGAGCAAGCUCUUCUUUUUAAAGCAGAAGCUAAACUGGAACUUGAUAUUGAAAAGGAAAAACAUCAAGAAAUAAUCUGUAAAUAUAAGAAAGAACAAGAGGAACUAAAAAUGAAGAUAUCUGAUUUAAUCGCAAGUGCUACUAGAGAUCUAAAGCUGGAAGUGGCCACCCUUGAAGAAAAACUCCAUGAAUCUUGUAUCCGACAUACUGAAGAUUCUGAAUCAAAGGAGAAAGAAAUUGAAAACCUUAAAAAUUUGGUUGCAGAAUUUGAAGCCCGCCUGAAGAAAGAAACUGACAGUAACGAUUCCAUUUCAGAGAACUUGAGGAAGGAAAUGAAGCUGAAGUCAGAUGAGCUAGAUAGAGUAAUGCUGGCACAAACACAACUGAUACAGCAGUUUAACCAGUCCCAGGAACAGAACACUUUUCUUCAGGAAACAGUGCGCAGGGAGUGUGAAGAACGCUUUGAACUGACACAGGCUUUGAGCCAAGCCAGAGAACAGCUUCUGGAGCUCAGGAAGCUCAGUGGAAGUUUACCUUUGUCGCCGUGUUCCCUUAACCAGGGCAGCCUAACCUCCUCUGCUGCAGUGGUCAGCAGCCAAGGAGAGAGAAGCCUUACAAGACUGAACUCUGGAAAAGGAAUCAAAAUCCCCAGCCUGCAUGGAGUGUCAAAACCCACCACUGCCCCAACCUCAGUUCAACCCAAGAGGGUCAGCAGCUCAGGUACAUUCUUAACUCUCAAUGGCCCCCAGAUACCCAGAGUGUCUGCAACCAUCCCCACCCCUCCAGAAUUAGGACAGCUCUCGAAGGACACAGGGAAAAAGGUAGGUGUCCAACUGGGCCUGAGGGCAUGUGACCUGAUUGAGUGUAUGAUCCUGAUUGUAUUUCAACCACAAGAACUUUAUGAGCUGUUCAUUUAUUUGUUGUUAUUAUGUAUGCCUCUUCUGGCCUUUCUUACUGUAAAAGCAGCCAAAUUUUUAAUGAAGAAACUGUGGACUCAUACAUUAUUAAAACUCAGUCACUACAGGUGACUUAUACAAACCUCAUUCCAAAUGUAAUGCCACGGGUUUCAGUACACAGAUCUUCUCAUAAAGGUUCUGCAUUUUCCUGGGAACAUGAUCAGGAUACUGUCUUAGCAGUUUUCCUAGGCCAUCUUUACAUUUAGUCUUAGCACUCCUGAGAAAAUUUAACCUCGGAUCUUCUAACUUACCUAAAUGUGUGUAAAAAGGGAUCUAUUACACUCCCUUAUCCAUCUCAGGUUAAAAUCAAAGUCUCACUGCAGGUCAGAGAGAUUUUCUUGCAUUACUUAAAAAGCAUGAAUAAAAAAGGCAUGGACACCUUGCCUGCUGAAAGGGCCGUCUACACAAACAUCAGGCUGUGCCUUCACUUUGUGUUCCAUUUAAAAGCAGGGAACUAGAUAUCUGGUGUAAGAUGGUGUGAUACCUGGCCAGCAGGCAUUGAUGCAGUCCCUUCCAGUAUCCCGUUAAAAACCGUGAUGGAAAAGAAAAGCACACAGGCAACAGAAUCACAAGAACCUGCCCCCCGCCCCCCACCACUGCUGGGCCACAUGGGUGCCGCCCUUCAAAGCACCUGGGCCACUUUGUAGGGAACAUUCUGAGAUGCAAACUCCUGGGGGAAAAAAAAAGGCUAAAGAAGCAGCUUGUUUCAGUGGCGGUAGGGAGGGAGAGAUGGGCAGCGGUGCGUUAGAUCUCAGAAAGGGGAAUUCUCUCCCGUACAGCCGUGGGUCAGCACACGGGACACUCAGCACAGGUGGAAGAGUGUGCCCUGUCAGAAGAGCGUGGUUGCCUACAGAGCAGGUAGUGGUAGCGGUAACAGCAACAGUAUGGCAGGAGUAACAAUGAUAAUGCUAGUUAUAUUUGUUGUUUAUGAUGGGCAGUCCAUAGUGCCAAGAGCUUUGAAAGUAUUUCAUUUAAUUCUCCUAAGAACUCUGUGAAGUUGGUAUAUUUAUCAACUUCCUUUCACAGGGGAGAAAACUAAGGCACAGAGAGGUUAAGCAGCUCACCCAAAGUCACACAGCUUAUAAGUGGCAAAGUCUGGAUUGGCAAAUAGACAAUGUAAACUGGGAAUUGGACUGGGGACCAAGCACAUUGUCUUGACUCCAUUUGUGUCUCUGAAAAGGGAUGGGACCCUCACUUCAGAGCAAACUUGGGUGAUGUCUCUAUACUCUGUUGACAUAACAGUCUAGCCUCAUUUGAGGGUGAGCAUUCAAGAAGCAAGAGAGAGAGAGAAGAGAGACAGAAAAAAAAAGAAAAGAGAGAAGGUACUUAGAAAUUAUGGGAAAAAA